Messenger RNA from Xenopus tropicalis (tropical clawed frog), 1975 nucleotides. It is a transcript of the gene calb2, whose product is annotated as calbindin 2. Gene Ontology annotation, cellular component: dendrite; synapse. The transcript has 13 exons. NCBI's taxonomy places the organism in Eukaryota, Metazoa, Chordata, Amphibia, Anura, Pipidae. Gene Ontology annotation, molecular function: calcium ion binding. The record is from RefSeq and is a predicted model, not a curated record. Bases 295 to 1113 code for a protein of 272 amino acids.
UGCAGGUAUUUUAUAAGGUGAUACUAGUUGAGACAGUAUACAGCAGAGAUUUGUUAUUUGAAGCAUCUAUAUUUGUAAUGUACUGAGCACCAAGAAGACUUCCUUAGGUAGGAAAUGCAAUGACAAAAGCUUCUGGGCAUAGUUUAGCUCCCCGCUGCCAUCAUUGGGUCACACAUAAGUAUUGCAAGCUCUUGGGAACAUAUAAAAAGACCGCACACACAGAAGCUGGGAUCACUGGAAAAGAACUGAGAGACGUGCAGCCCCUUAUUACAGAGCUCACUUGGGAUUUUUAGUAUGGCUCUCAAACAACAGCCUCUCUACUUGCACCUGGCUGAGCUCACUGCCUCCCAGUUCCUGGAUAUAUGGAAACAUUAUGAUUCUGACGGAAAUGGAUACAUUGAGGGCAAAGAACUGGAGAACUUCUUCCGAGAACUGGAGGCAGCACGGAGAGGCGCUGGUGUGGAUGCAUCCAAUGUUAACUUUGGAGAAAAGUUGAAAGAAUUUAUGCAGAAAUAUGACAAGAAUGCAGAUGGCCGUAUUGAAAUGGCUGAGCUGGCCCAGAUUCUCCCCACCGAAGAGAACUUCCUGCUGUGUUUUAGACAACACGCUGGAUCCAGCAUUGAAUUCAUGGAGGCCUGGAGAAAGUAUGAUACUGACAGAAGUGGUUAUAUCGAAGCCAACGAGUUGAAGGGCUUUCUGUCCGAUCUUCUAAAAAAAGCUAACCGUCCUUUUGAUGAGAAAAAACUUCACGAAUACACACAAACUAUUCUGCGCAUGUUUGACUUAAAUGGUGAUGGAAAACUCUGCCUGUCGGAGAUGUCUAGACUGUUACCAGUGCAGGAGAACUUCCUACUGAAAUUUCAGGGGAUGAAGCUGAGCAGUGAUGAAUUCAACUCAAUAUUCAGUUUUUAUGAUAAGGAUGGGAGUGGCUAUAUAGAUGAAAAUGAGCUGGAUGCUUUGCUGAAAGAUUUCUUUGAAAAAAACAAAAAGGAUGUGGAUAUCCAGAGUCUAACUGGUUACCGCCAAAGCAUCAUGUCUCUGUGUGAUGGGGGGCGUCUGUAUCGCAAAGAGCUGGAGAUUGUACUCUGCAAUGACUCUCCCUCCCUUAAGUAGUGUGGGACCAUUCUUCCUUACACAAGCAGCACUGCACUGAGCUCCUGUAUCUUGCCCCACCCUACCCUUGAGAAGCGAGAGGAGAGAGUACUGUGCAUGAAAGAGAAGUGAAGAGAUGGUAGAUAAGAGUACUGAUUGUGAAAGGGUGACAAUAGUAAUGACAAUGUCUAUUAACAAGGGGAAUACUGUGUAGGAUACAAAUUCUUGUGUGUCAGUAAGAGACCUCAGGAAAGGGUAUAGUGAUUGGCAAAUGUCAGUUUAAGUUCCAUAUGAAAACAACUUGUGUGUUUGGAUAAGCAGAAAACUGAGAUCUACUAGAGUGUCUGUGUUUGAGAGAAAAGUGAGACUGAGAAAAGUGUUUGGUUUAGAUGUACAGGUGCUAGAAGUCCACAAGCUGACAUCCCUGUACAUGUUAAAGGUACCCCAGUAUGUAGGAUAUGGAAUCCAUAUUCUAGGCACUAUCUCUUAUGGCAAAGAUGGAUAACUAACUAAAGCAACUGUACUGCUAGCAUGCUGAUUGGCAGAAGCCAAGUAGUGAGAAAGUAAGCAACCAUGCACGUCCUUCAGCCUCACAAACCAACACUUUAUUUUACUCACAUCUCCAUAUUCUUAGUUCUCUCUGGUACCUCUCACUGUGGGCAAUUCACUUGUCUAUGUUCCAAUAUUACUGCACUCUCUCUUUCCUCUCUCACUCUCUCCUUCUGCUUCUCUAAACUAGAUACCUGCUCUCCUGGGUUUAAGAUGGGGGGGUUUGCCUCCUUUCUAAUCAGCUUGUGGUUACCACAGAGUGCAUCCUUUUAUUUUUGGGUUUUGCUUGUUUAACCUGUUUACCAAAGAAUGAAUAAAUCUGACAGAUCCAGUG